Molecule: messenger RNA, 654 nt
Organism: Sugiyamaella lignohabitans
Lineage: Eukaryota; Fungi; Ascomycota; Dipodascomycetes; Dipodascales; Trichomonascaceae
Gene: VPS75
Product: Vps75p
Exons: 1
Coding region: 1-654 (217 amino acids)
Biological process (GO): nucleosome assembly
Cellular component (GO): nucleus; chromatin
Molecular function (GO): histone binding; chromatin binding
Source: RefSeq, a predicted model, not a curated record
AUGGCAGUUAAGUAUAGUACCAAGGUUUUGAAGCCCGUUUAUGAGGAACGUCGCGAGGCAACCAGGAACGUUCCUAAGUUUUGGCCUACUGUUUUGGACUCGAGCGAGCUUUUGGCCGAGUAUAUUACUUAUGAAGAUACAGAGGUGUUGGACCAUUUGGUGGAUUUGUACGUCGAAUGGGACGAGGACAAUGUCAAGAACUUCACUAUCCACUGGGAGUUUUCCGAAAACGAUUUCCUCGAGACUAACAAGGUGUCGAAACGUUUUGAGCUUGUUGAGGCCGAGAAGUCUGGAGAAGGUGAUGACGAGGACGACGAAGAUGCUGAAGACAGUUAUACAUCAACACCGGUGGCUCUUAAGUGGAAGAAGGGCAAGAACCUGACUAAACCCAAAGACGGCCGUGACACCAGUUUCUUCAACUGGUUCAGCUUCUCUGGCGAGGGUCCUGGCGACUAUAAAGGCGGUGAGAACAUUGCUGUGAUCAUUGCCGAAGAACUGUUCCCACACGCCCUCAAAUUCUUCGCCGACGCAUUCAGCGAGGGCGACCUUGCCGAGUACGAGCUCGACGACGAAGAAGACGACGACGAGGACGACGAAGUCGAGGGCGACGCCGAGCACGAGGACGCUCCUCCCCGCAAGAAGAGCAAGAACUAG